GAAGAUCAUAACACGAUGGCGUUCUCUUCACUCUGCCUCAUGCUCUCUCUUUGCUCUGCAGCCAAACUGACUGUGACUCCUGACCAAUCCCAGUUCUUCCAGUAUGACAGUAUCACUCUUACCUGUGUGACAAACUCCAGUGGCUGGAAAGUGAUGAGGAAGAUAAAGAACAAAGUUGCUCAGGAAUGUGAGCGUAGCUGGGGAAUCCCCACAGAAUCCGCCUGCAACGUUAAAUAUGCUUUAGCAGCUGACAUCGGCGAAUACUGGUGUGAAUCUGAGAGAGGAGAAACAAGCAACAAAAUCAACCUCACUGUAUCAGCUAAAAGUGUGAUCCUUGACAGCCCUUCACAUCCUGUUGUUGAGGGAGAAACUGUGACACUUGGUUGUUCCUACAAGAAAAACAAAAAAGAUCUCACAUCCACCUCAGACUUUGAAGCUGCGUUCUACAGAAAUGAUGUCUUCAUUGAGAAAAACAAACCAGGGAAAAUGAUCAUUAAAGCAGAGGAAGGUUUCUACAAGUGUAUCCAUCCUUCUAAUGUAGAAUCACCAAAGAGCUGGCUGGCAGUGAAAGCUAGAGCAGACGUUUCUCCUCCUCCUUCUUUUCCUCUUCCUCCUUCUGAACCUGGUGUUCCUUGGACCAGAGUGAUUUGUGGCAUCGCGCUCUUCAUCCUCUACAACAUCAUACUAAUCUUGUGUAUAUAUACAUACCGUAAGUGGGCUAGAGCCAAGACUGAUAUGAAAAGGAGAACUGCUGAUCAUGUUUUGGUGAACUGAAGACAAUGAAGACAAAACAAUUUAUCAUCUGUAUGUUGAAGCAAAAAGAAAAAUAAGAUGAACAAUAUUAAAAGUAUAGAGGAAUGUGAUUUAUUCUCCCAUUCAAAACAGAUUAUUAUAAUAUUUUCAUUUUGAUCUCAUAGAGUUUAGAUAAUGGGAAUCUUUAAACAGCUUGUUAGUUAAAAAGCAGAAACUUUGGAACAUUUAACAUCUUUAAUGAUCUUUACAUGAGCAAAAGAGUUUAUCUUCAAAUGUGAAUUUAAAACAUUUUAUCUUCAGAAAUGAAUUUAAUAGUUAUUCAUGUCAUUCUGACUCAUUAAGUUAUUCUGAAAUGUAAAAGCAAAUAUUUUAAGGUCCACAACUGUAUAUGUGGAAAUAUUACAGAAGAAAAUUCAAACUAUAUUUUACAUAUAAAAUAUUCUAUAUUCUAGAUAUAUUAGUCUAGAUGUUUUGUUCUGUUUCUAUGUUGUGCAGAUUAUCGUGUUGCAGCUUAAUGAAGUUUCAAGAGCAGCGAAUGAAUGAAUAUUUCAAACAAACAAUUUCAAACUGAUUUGAUCAAGAACAAAAUAUCUAUAAUCAUUAUUACAUCUGUUAAAAUCAUGUGUGUAGAAAUCAUUUAUUUUCUUUUGAUACAUAAAGUCCAGCUGUAGAAUAAGCUUAUGGUUGAUUUAGUAUUUGUAAGAGCAAUAAUCUCAUUAUACUCUGCUUCUUAUGAAGGAACUGACGUAAUAAACUGAUAGGAGCUUUUAAAUGUAAACUGUAGUAAAGUGUAGUAAAGUGUAGCUCUUCCCCUUGUCACUUUCUUCAUUGACAAAUUUUUCUCUUUGUUAAAUAACAUAACAGCUUUUAUAGAGUCUCCAGUCAGUUAUCAGAUGUUGUGUUUAUAUUUCUCUAGAUGCAGUUAGAAAACAUUGUUACUUGGACUAAAGACUCAAGCAGCUACUUAAUUUGCUUUUGCCUCAGGCCGGCUCAGCAUCCUUUUGCACUUAUAUUUUUACAGUAUUAAUAGAUUGUUUUGUAAUUUGUUUUAAAUGUUUUUAUUUUUUGCUGAACUAAAAUGUAAAAAAAUAAAUAAAAUAAAAUUACGGUUUCUGAAUCUUA
Molecule: messenger RNA, 1875 nt
Organism: Gambusia affinis (western mosquitofish)
Lineage: Eukaryota; Metazoa; Chordata; Actinopteri; Cyprinodontiformes; Poeciliidae
Exons: 5
Coding region: 16-774 (252 amino acids)
Biological process (GO): cell surface receptor signaling pathway
Molecular function (GO): transmembrane signaling receptor activity
Source: RefSeq, a predicted model, not a curated record